Molecule: messenger RNA, 2175 nt
Organism: Mytilus trossulus (common blue mussel)
Lineage: Eukaryota; Metazoa; Mollusca; Bivalvia; Mytilida; Mytilidae
Product: histidine decarboxylase-like
Exons: 13
Coding region: 98-2128 (676 amino acids)
Biological process (GO): L-histidine catabolic process; histamine biosynthetic process
Cellular component (GO): cytoplasm
Molecular function (GO): histidine decarboxylase activity; pyridoxal phosphate binding
Source: RefSeq, a predicted model, not a curated record
AUCAUUCUGUAGUGACGGAAUUUGUUGAAAACAUAAAGAAAUUAGAAACACAUCAGAUUUCUUAUAGCAAACCAUCAAGUGAAAUUAUUUGGAGAAGAUGGACUUCGAGGAAUACAGAGAAAGAGGUAAAGAGAUGGUAGACUAUAUAGCAAAUUAUCUACAAAAUAUAAGACAAAGAAGAGUGUUUCCGAAUGUUUCGCCUGGUUACAUGCGUACUCUGGUACCUGAAACAGCACCACAAGACGGAGAGCAAUGGGACGAUAUAUUUAGGGAUGUAGAACGUGUUAUCAUGCCAGGAAUAACACACUGGCAGAGCCCAUACAUGCAUGCAUAUUUUCCGGCCUUGAAUUCCUUUCCGUCAUUGCUAGGUGAUAUGUUAGCGGAUGCCAUUGGCUGUCUUGGUUUUACCUGGGCUUCAAGUCCAGCCUGUACUGAGUUGGAGACCAUAGUUAUGGAUUGGCUUGGUAAAAUGAUCGGCUUACCUUCAGGCUUCUUACAUAGUAACAAACAGACAAUGGGCGGAGGAGUUAUACAGGUAACAGCAAGUGAUUGUACCUUUAUAUCAUUGCUGGCUGCUAGAACAGAAAUACUCCGAAAGUUCAAAAACUCAGGACUAGAAGACAUGGAAGUCAAUUCGAGGCUGGUUGCUUAUUGUUCGGACCAGGCACAUUCAUCAGUUGAAAAAGCAGGAUUGAUUGCACUUGUGAAAAUGAGGUUCAUUGAAUGUGACGACGAGCUAAGCAUGCGCGGUGAUGCAAUACAAGAGGUUAUAGACAAAGACAGAGAAGACGGUCUGAUACCGUUUUAUGUGUGUGCCACCUUGGGAACAACAGGUGCAUGCGCGUUCGAUAACUUGAAAGAACUAGGACCAAUUUGUGAAAGAGAAGGCCUGUGGCUUCACAUCGACGCAGCAUAUGCUGGGACUGCAUUCAUCUGCCCAGAAUUCAGGAAGUAUAUGGAAGGGGUUGAAUAUGCCAAUUCGUUUGCAUUUAACCCUUCGAAAUGGAUGAUGGUACACUUUGAUUGUACGGCAUUGUGGGUAAAAAAUAGUGGAGCAUUACACAGAACUUUCAACGUUGACCCUUUAUAUUUGCAACAUGAAAAUACUGGUGCUGCAAUUGACUAUAUGCACUGGCAAAUACCUCUGAGUAAAAGAUUCCGAUCACUGAAGCUAUGGUUUGUAAUACGUUCAUUUGGUGUGGAGGGUCUACAGAUGCAUAUUAGAAAAGGCAUACGGUUGGCAACGAAAUUUGAACUACUUGUACGAAAUGAUAGUAGAUUUGAAGUCGCUGCCAAACGAAUAUUGGGAAUGGUUGUAUUUCGACUGAAGGGUGAAAAUGAACUGACCGAAUUUUUACUGAAACGGCUUAAUCGUUCCGGAAAAGUUCAUAUGGUCCCUGCAUUACUCAGAGGGAAAUACGUUAUUCGAUUUACUGUGACGUCACAAUAUACUGAAGACUGUGAUAUAGAACGUGACUGGAAAAUUAUAUCUGCUACUGCUACAAAAAUUUUACACGAUGACGAAUCAACAGAUGAGGAAGUAAUUUCCCCUGACGACGAAGUAUUUGAAAAGGAAAUCCCGAUUCUGCGCGUACCCCGUGUCGUACCGUUGAAACGGAAAGAUUACGGAAUCAGUCUCUUAUUGAGUAAUGUUCCAAUGUCACCUAAACUAAUCAAUGGCAGUUUUGCAGCGUUAUUCGAUAACAAUGACGUCAUAGUGGAAUUUGCGAAACAAAUAACAAAUACCGAUUUUAACGGUAGACCAAUUCGUUUGUCCCCAAGACGACGGUUAAAAUUGAAAGACAGUACAAAACAACAAAGUCUAGACACAUAUAAGAUAAAUCGACCCCUUUGUAAUCGUCAAAAGUACGGAUCGCUAGACUCAAAAAUUGAGGAAAUACUUGAAUUGUCUACCUUGAACGACCAAAGAAAUGGUGUUUGUGAUAUAGAUGACAUACGUGAAACCGAUUCCGAACAAAAUCAGUCGAGCGAAGAAGAGAACCCUACCGUCCAAGUUCACAUUUCACAAUUUACUGACUUCAAAUCGGCCAAUGGUAAUGCAAGCGGAAGUCCAGUCGAAAAUGGCACUCUAAAAUGCUGUAAACACUGCGGACAUGUCAUAGACUAGAACUCAUCAAAGUAUACUAUUUUGAUUUAGCCAAUGCAGAUAUUUGA